UUUAACAAGUGGGAGCAGUUUUUUCGUGGUAUAGAAUAUUGUGCGGUUAGUUAAGGGAAAAAUUAGUCACUAUUAUACCGCUUAUCACUUGAGUGUCAUUUCCUUUAUAUUAUGUUUUAAAAUUUGACGUUAUAUCUUGAUGAAUAAAUAUGGGCCAAAAGGUUUCACGUACUGAUUUUGAAUGGGUGUACACAGAAGAACCCCACGCGUCUCGUCGCAAAAUAAUUUUGGAAAAGUAUCCUCAAAUUAAAAAGCUCUUUGGAUAUGAUCCAAACUUCAAAUGGGUUGCCGGUAGCAUGGUAAUGCUACAAAUCUUGGCAUUGUUUAUCGUAAAGGAUUUUUCUUGGCCUUUAUUAUUAAUAGCAGCUUACUGUUUCGGAGGUAUAUUAAAUCAUUCGCUUAUGCUGGCAGUACAUGAAAUCUCGCACAAUUUGGCCUUUGGACAUAGCCGUCCUAUGCAUAACCGAAUUUUGGGCUUUAUAUGCAACCUUCCUAUUGGAUUACCUAUGUCUAUAUCUUUUCGUAAAUAUCACUUGGAACACCAUAGGUACCAAGGAGACGAAGGUGUGGAUACCGAUAUUCCAACUCUAUUAGAGGCUAAACUUUUUGAUACAACUUUUGGAAAGUUUAUGUGGGUUUGUUUACAACCAUUUUUCUACAUAUUCCGACCAUUGGUAAUAAAUCCAAAACCACCAACUGGACUUGAAAUUAUCAACACGAUUAUUCAACUUACGUUUAACGCUAUUGUCGUUUAUUUCUUUGGAUGGAAAGCAAUGGCAUAUUUAUUGAUCGGAUCUAUAUUGGCAAUGGGUUUACAUCCUGUCGCAGGGCAUUUUAUUUCGGAACACUAUAUGUUCGCAAAAGGUUUCGAAACGUACUCAUAUUAUGGACCUCUUAAUUGGAUAACAUUUAAUGUUGGAUAUCAUAACGAACACCACGAUUUUCCUGCUGUCCCCGGUUCAAGGCUGCCAGAAGUAAAACGCAUCGCUCCUGAAUUUUACGAUACAAUGCCACAACAUACGAGUUGGUCACGAGUACUUUAUGACUUCGUUACUGACCCUGCUGUUGGUCCAUACGCUCGUGUCAAACGUCAUCAGCGUGGACUCAAAACGUAAAAUGCGUUAAACUUUUUUUUAAAUAUAUUGCAUUCACUUUCCUUUAUUUAUGUGUAAUUAUGAAAGCAACGUCAUUUAAUUGAUAUUUUAUGUGCAUUCAAGUGGUAUCUAUAGAGCAAUACACACAUGAACUAGAUAGUCAAACUGUAUUAAUUUUUGUUUUAUUCUUUGUAUGGAGAAUGAAUAAUGUAUUAUAAUUAUAAUGUAGAACAAACAUUGCUUUAAAAUAUUUUUGAUUGCAUCAAAUAAUUUGUAAACUAUUUUCAUAUUUAAUAUAUAGACUUAUCAAAUCUAAAUGAAUACCAAAUAUUUGCAUCCUAUUUAAACGUAGUAUGACUCUGCUAAAUUGUAAUAAGAAGACACAAACUAUAUACAAUAUUUCAAACAUAAACUGAGAGGCCAUUUGUGUAAAAAGUGUUAAUUACGAAGAAUAUUUUUAUAUCUACAUAGGUAUGUAUAUGAUGUAUUAUAUUAUACACAAGUACAUAUACAUAUAUAUAUAUAUCCAUAAUUGGAUGCUAAGCACCAAAUAAAUAAAGUUCCGGAUGUUUCAAAAUGAUAUAAGUUGAAA
Molecule: messenger RNA, 1686 nt
Organism: Zeugodacus cucurbitae (melon fly)
Lineage: Eukaryota; Metazoa; Arthropoda; Insecta; Diptera; Tephritidae
Gene: ifc
Product: sphingolipid delta(4)-desaturase DES1
Exons: 2
Coding region: 150-1115 (321 amino acids)
Biological process (GO): ceramide biosynthetic process
Cellular component (GO): membrane
Molecular function (GO): sphingolipid delta-4 desaturase activity
Source: RefSeq, a predicted model, not a curated record